This is a messenger RNA of Penicillium roqueforti, 2178 nucleotides long. RefSeq lists its product as uncharacterized. Gene Ontology annotation, cellular component: nucleus; CAF-1 complex. Bases 1 to 2178 code for a protein of 725 amino acids. NCBI's taxonomy places the organism in Eukaryota, Fungi, Ascomycota, Eurotiomycetes, Eurotiales, Aspergillaceae. Gene Ontology annotation, molecular function: protein binding. The record is from RefSeq and is a predicted model, not a curated record. The transcript is spliced from 6 exons. Gene Ontology annotation, biological process: nucleosome assembly; DNA replication-dependent chromatin assembly.
AUGAAGGCCACCCCGUUGCUCAUCUCAUGGCACAAUGACAAUGCCCCUAUCUACUCGGUGCAUUUCGAUCCCAAUGGCAAGGGCCGGUUAGCUACGGCUGGAAAUGACAAUAACGUCCGACUCUGGAAAGUCGAGUCUACCGGGGAGGAAAGAAAAGUCUCUUAUCUGAGUACUCUGAUGAAGCAUACACAAGCCGUCAAUGUGGUCCGCUUCAGCCCGAAAGGUGAGAUGCUGGCAUCUGCCGGAGACGAUGGAAAUGUCCUACUCUGGGUACCAUCGGAGAUACAAACGCAAGCUCUGGGUGAAGAUCAUUCGGACGAUAAAGAGACUUGGCGAGUGAAGCACAUGUGUCGCUCGUCCGGCGCUGAGAUCUACGACCUGGCCUGGUCUCCUGAUGGUGUCUUUAUCAUUACUGGCAGCAUGGACAACAUCGCACGGAUUUACAAUGCCCAGACUGGGCAAAUGGUACGGCAGAUUGCCGAGCAUUCUCACUAUGUUCAGGGUGUAGCAUGGGAUCCGCUUAACGAGUUUGUCGCGACUCAGUCGUCCGACCGAUCCGUUCAUAUUUAUACAUUGAAGACUAAGGAUGGACAAUUCACAUUGACACCGCAUGGGAAAGUGCUCAAGAUGGAUCUCCCUGCCAAACGUAUCGCAUCUAGCAGUCCUGCGCCUCCAGACGUGACGAGCCGGUCUCAACCAAGCACUGCAAAUUCCAUUGCUAUUGCCUCGCCUGCUCCCUCGACUCCGGGGACACCAAUGGCUUCCAAUCUACCCAUGGAUCCUCCUCCAGUCUCACACAGCCGGCGUUCUUCGUUCGGCUCGUCUCCUUCGAUCCGGCGAUCCGCGUCUCCUGCUCCAUCUCUCCCGUUGCCCGCUGUUAAGCCGUUGGAAGUCUCAUCCCCAAGUCUUGGUGGCCUGGGGGUCAAGAACGCCAGUAUCUAUGCCAACGAGACGUUUACUUCUUUCUUCAGGCGACUGACCUUUGCUCCUGACGGAAGCCUGCUGUUUACACCAGCUGGUCAAUUCAAAACCAGUCACGUAUCAGCUACGGAUUCUACAAAGACGACAGACGAGGUCAUCAACACAGUUUACGUCUACACACGGGCUGGUUUCAACAAGCCCCCGAUCUCUCACCUUCCAGGACACAAGAAGCCAUCUGUAGCCGUCAAAUGCUCCCCGGUCUUUUACACGUUGAAGCAGGGCACCCAGCCUGCGAAAAACAUCACCCUUGAUACAUCUUCAGGCGAGGAGAUGUUCUCGUCCCUCCCAGAGCCCGUGGUAUCGGGAAAUCCACCCUUCACCAGCCAACCCCACAUAGUCCCUCCAUCCUCAACGACGGCGGAUUCAUCAAAGCUUCAGCCAUCCCCAAAGGCUGCCGAGCACGGCGGCAAUGAAGCAAACCACAGCUCGGCGCCCGUCUUUGCACUUCCUUAUCGCAUUGUAUAUGCUGUUGCCACUCAAGAUGCUGUCUUGGUAUAUGACACACAACAACAAACCCCGCUAUGUAUCGUCAGCAAUUUGCAUUUUGCUACUUUUACUGACUUGACCUGGUCGGCCGAUGGAUUAACAUUGAUCAUGAGUUCCUCUGAUGGGUUCUGCUCUUCACUCUCGUUCGCCCCUGGGGAGCUGGGCCAAACGUACACAGGACCAACUUCUGUGACUCAUAAUGUUUCAAACCCAACCACCCCUGCGACAAAUCUCACACCUCUGCUGACACCAACGCAUUCGGCGUCUUCACAUGUGCCAUCUCCAAUCAAGACGAGCCAUGCCCCUCCAAAUAGCACAGGACCCAUACCGCCAGCCAGUCCCGCACGGUCCAACUCGGCCUGCUCAGUCGCGACACAGCUUUCCACGCAGCCAGCCCCUGCGGGAGUCGUGAAUAAUCCUACUCCCACUCUCGGGACUGUUCCGUCCGUGACGGCAACAAACUCUGCGCAGCCACCGACUCUUCCAAUGACAACUCCGCCACAAACGCCUAUCUCAGGCGCUCCACAAAAUGGGACCACUACGACUGGUAGUAGCGUUCUGGGAAAGCGUGCAAGCGAGUCUGAAAGAGAAGGUAGCAAGGAAGAACCAAAUAAUGCGUUGCAGCAGCCGCCGAAGAGGCGCCGUGUGGCACCCACCCUUAUCUCAGCAGCGACUGAUGGAGCCUCAUCCUCAAAGGAGGACAAGCCCUAG